Blastomyces dermatitidis ER-3 is the source of this 1787-nucleotide messenger RNA. RefSeq names its product Ser/Thr protein phosphatase. Lineage: Eukaryota; Fungi; Ascomycota; Eurotiomycetes; Onygenales; Ajellomycetaceae. The record is from RefSeq and is a predicted model, not a curated record. Gene Ontology annotation, molecular function: hydrolase activity. The transcript is spliced from 2 exons. Bases 561 to 1517 code for a protein of 318 amino acids.
GCAACAUCCAUCCGUAGUACGUUUACAUCAUGUCUUCAUCGACGUCGAUGUCGGUCAUCGGAGCGCCUCUCAGUCAAUUUAUCUCGUAUUUCAGGGUCUGCUAUUACAGAACACGAUCAUCCCUUUUUUUGACAACCUUUUCUAACCGUUUUAUGGCGCCUGCAACCGCACUCUAGCAUAAACUGUUUUCUGUUCCUCCCAAACAUCUCUGCUUCGGUCUUUAAACUCUCGGAACACAGAGCACAUUUGUUUUCGAUUUCUCAAACUAUCGUGCUUUUCCUCAAUGUUUCAAGGGUUGCCAUCGCACCAGUUCAUCCAGAUUAAAGGUUCCUUCCUACCUCAUUUAACGGACAUCUCCUACCUCUGUCAUUCAGAUGUCCGACGUGUUCUAUAAGUUAACAAAUUGGAAGGAUAUAGCCAUAUCGUUGGAUGUCAGAGGGCGUGGCUGUUUAAUCUCGUUUAUUUGGGAAGAGCCAACGUGGAGGCCCACCUAUUUUCUAAUUCCCAUCUUUCCAACUCCUGAGUUGUUGAGAUACUCAAUUAUCUUUAACUGACGAAAUAUGGUUCGUACCCGGAUUGUCUGUGUUUCAGAUACACAUGGCUAUGGCCCCUCAGAUGGUGCUUUCAAACUGCCGAAAGGUGACGUCUUGAUCCAUGCCGGAGAUCUCUCGAAUCAGGGGACUAUGAGUGAGCUGUGCAAAACUGUAGAAUGGAUUGAGAGCGCGGAUUUUGAAGUUAAAAUAGUAAUUGCGGGUAACCACGACAUCACCCUCGAUAGUGAUUUCUACAACCGGCACUGGCGAUCGUUUCACAACCAGAGGCGGGAGUCGACAGACGAUUGUCAAUCUCUCUUCACCAAGUCUUCAAUCAUUUACUUAAACCAUGAAUCUGCCGUUAUUCGGCUCUCCAGACCGGAAGGGCCUCGAUCAGUAUUGAAAAUAUUCGGGUCUCCGUACACCCCUCACUGUGGGAAAUGGGCCUUUGGUUAUUCCUCUGAAGAAGCUGCGGACAUCUGGGCUCAGAUACCUCAAGAUACUGAUAUAGUCUUGACUCACACGCCGCCUCGGUCCCACUGCGAUGAGAAUAGACACGGAUCGCUCGGUUGCGAACAUCUACGUCGAGCAUUAUGGAGAGUCCGACCACGAUUAGCUAUUUGUGGUCACGUCCAUGAAGGUCGAGGAUACGACAGAGUUCUAUGGGAUGUUUCACCCCAUGGUGAAAGGUUCAAAGAGCUCAGUUCAGUUCGUGGAGAACUACCUCCGCUCGGCAGCAAAAAACAAUGUCUGAUCGACCUCACGGGGAAAAAGCAGCCUUGUCUUCGAAACUACGGGCCUUUGGGAUCCUCACUGACGGUAGAGGAUGAAUCGCACGUGGCCAGAGGCGACAGGGUCAUAUCUGGAAGAAACGAGACCUGUAUCGUGAACGCCGCUAUCAUGGCAACGAACUGGCCGCACCAGGGUGGUAAAAAGUUCAAUAGCCCCCUAGUUGUGGACCUAGACUUGCCAGUAGAGAGGUAGAAGAAUUUGGGCAAAAUGCCCGACGACGGGUCGUCAUCGGAAGGAAUGAAUAUAGCGUAAUGAAACCAGGAAACACUCACAAUACUGCCUUUACAAUUUCAGAGACAUGGAAUAUUAAUUAGAUAUAAGCAAAGCAAACUCUUUUCGUAAACAAUUUACUACCUAUUUAACUUUUUCUACUUACCCUACGAGGAGAACGACCGCAUUUGAUCCUUGGAAGUUUACAAAAAAAAGGAUGGACGGAGAAGCGUCAGCAGAGCAAGGCCCAAU